This is a messenger RNA of Calliphora vicina (urban bluebottle blowfly), 2980 nucleotides long. RefSeq names its product cubilin homolog. The record is from RefSeq and is a predicted model, not a curated record. Bases 161 to 2980 code for a protein of 939 amino acids. NCBI's taxonomy places the organism in Eukaryota, Metazoa, Arthropoda, Insecta, Diptera, Calliphoridae. Gene Ontology annotation, molecular function: calcium ion binding. The transcript has 9 exons.
GAGUGAAUUUCAAAACGUUAACAUUAGUGAAGUAAAAAUAAAAAAUAAUUAAACAGUGAAGUGAAAAUAAAAAAACAAAAACAGAAUUCCCAACUAAUACCGGGUGUACACCCCCAAAAGGAUUUUGUAUAAAAAAAACUGGGAAUAAAUUCAGUGAAAAAUGUGUGAAAAGCUUCAGUCCUUUUUUGUAUGUUUUGCUGCAAUUAUAUCCUUAUGGCCAACAAAUGUCCUGUGUGAUUAUGAUAACCAACCAAAAAUUAAACUCAAAAAUGGUGAUCUCGUAUUGGAGGCAGCCCACGAUCGCAACAUAACCUUUCGUUUAUCACGCGAUUCUUCGCUGUUCCUUAACAAUGUGAAUUUAAUGGAAAAAAUACGUCAACGUUAUACGCCUGCCAUUGUGGAUAGUGAGACUAAACAAACGGAAAUGUACUCCACAGAUGAAAUUAAAAGUGAAAUUCAUAAGUUACACGAUGAUCUUGAGCGGUUUGCCCACAGACUGAUGACAUCGCAGAAUCGCACAAGGCGUACUCUGCAAUUGGGUGUGAUUCGUAGAAAUUUGGGGCGUAUCAAUAGAUUAAAUGGCAGAUUGUUGGCGUUGGAACGUAAAUUGAAAAAGGAUGAAUGUGCUGAAGCCACAGAACCUUGUAAGAAUGGUGGAACGUGUUAUGAUUCUUACAACGGGUUCCAUUGCGAAUGUACGGAAGGCUAUACGGGAAAAACUUGUGAAGAAGAUGUGGAUGAAUGUUACUUGUUGUCGGGCACUGAUUUAGGUUGUCAAAAUAAUGCUGUUUGCAUUAACACACCGGGUAGUUACAAAUGUAACUGUGCCAAAGGAUUCAGUGGCACCCAUUGUCGUUUACGUAAUGUUGUUUGUCAUCAGGACCAAUCACAGGAACUCUGUGCUCAUGGCACCUGUGUACCGGCCAAUAACCAACAAGGUUAUACUUGUAUUUGUGAACAGGGUUGGACACGAAAUACCACUUCCAUUAACGCCACCAGCCUGGCAUCGCUGGCUUGUGAUGUUGAUGUAAAUGAAUGUGAAGGGUCGAGCAAUCCCUGCCAUAGUGAAUGUAUUAAUCUACCGGGAAGUUUUAAAUGUGGCCCUUGUCCGGCAGGUUAUACUGGGAAUGGUAUUACCUGUUUGGAUAUUGAUGAAUGCAGCAGUAAUAAUGGUGGCUGCAGUUUGUUGCCAAAAGUUCGUUGCAUAAAUACAGAGGGUUCCUAUCUUUGCGCAAGUUGUCCACCGGGUUGGGUGGGGGAUGGUCAUACAUGCGAAUUAGCUCCUUCCAAUUCCUGCAACGAUGAAAAGAUAUGUCAUCCUCAAGCCAAAUGCGAAUACAUAUCAGAAGUAGCCUCUUGCACUUGUCCGGCAGGCAUGUUCGGUCAUGGUUUCGGACCACGAGGCUGCCAUACCAACCCCUUAACGGAUUCAUGUGAAAGUCAUAUAUGCCAGAACAAUGGCACUUGCUUAUCAUACGGCCGUACCACAUCAUGUCUAUGCCCCAACGGAUACUCUGGAGCUUUGUGCGAAAUAGCCGAUGGCUGUCAUCCAAAUCCUUGUGAAAAUGAUGGUACAUGCAAACCAUUGGCUGUUAAAGGAUUCAAAUGCGUCUGUCUACCCGGUACAACGGGUAAACGUUGUGAAGUUCUGCGCAGUGUUUGUGCAAAGACCAUGCGACUGCCUACGGGUGUACUUAAAUAUCCUACCGAUGAUGUUCCAGAGUAUUCGGUCAACGAGAGAUGUGCCUGGAUUAUUCGCACUACGCCAACACAUAUACUGAAUGUCACAUUUACCAAAUUUGAUGUUGAAGGUAGCGACGAUUGUACCCGCGAUUGGUUGCAAAUACAUGACGGCAAUAGUUUGGCCUCUCAACUAAUAGGAAGAUUUUGUGGCAAUGAAUUACCAUUAGGAGGUAAUAUUGUGUCUUCACAUCAUCUCUUAUUCUUCUGGUUUAGAUCGGACAAUGCCACAAAUAGGCCAGGAUUUGAUAUGUCUUGGGUUUCACAACCUCAUGUGUGUGGAGAGACUCUUGAAUUGUCCAAUAAAGAUGCAGGAGUCAUAAAGUCACCCGGGUAUCCAGGCAAAACACCUAUAAACCGUGAAUGCCAGUGGGAACUUUCGGCUCCUUAUGGUUACCGUUUCGCCAUUCGAGUGUAUGACGUCAAUCUAGGUACCCUGCCCAAUUGCACUGGAGACUCUUUAAAGAUGUUUGAUGCUGAUUUAUUGCUCAAGCAAUAUUGCCAAACCUCUAAGGCUGAAGUUUUGCGUUCAUCCUCCAAUAAAAUCUCCCUGCAUUAUCACACAGAUCGUUUUAGUGCCGACAGUUCUUUUCAAUUGCAUUACGAAGUAGAAUCCGGAAUACCACAUUGUGGUGGUAUAUUUACGGAACCUUCUGGUUACAUAAUUGGUCCAUCCGAACAGGCCACCUGCUUAUAUCUAAUACAACAACCCCAGGGCACACAAGUGAAGUGGGAGUUCUUAGAUUUGAAAUCUUUCGAAGUGACAAAUUGUAAUUUGAAUAGAAUUGAGAUUUUUGAUGGCAAAUCCGAUGAAGAUUCUCAGCUAUUAGUGGCCUGUGGAGGAAAAAUUCCGGAACCGGUAGUAAGCAGCUCUAAUUAUAUGUUGGUAAGAUACAAAAACUCACUAUCCGAUGAGACUAAGAAUAAUAAUCCAAUCAGAGCGAAAUACUCUAGAGUCUGUGAAUUCCGAGUAUUUGGCCCUGACUCGGGUGCAUUAAGCACUCCUAACUAUCCCAAACCUUAUGUAGAGCAUAUAACUUGUACUUUCCAUAUCUACGGUCCCGGUGAUUCUUUGGUUUUAGCCAAUUUCACCGAUUUCUCUCUAGAAGAAACCAUAACCGUAACAACUAAUAUUAACGAUACUGUGGAUAAUGUGGUCGCCAACAAUAGUAUUACCGAGGUUGAUAAACUAAAUGAUGACUCUAUAUCAUAUGUGGAUUCAAUUUGUAUUUGUUCUUAA